Messenger RNA from Manis pentadactyla (Chinese pangolin), 801 nucleotides. RefSeq names its product RWD domain-containing protein 4-like. The transcript has a single exon. The record is from RefSeq and is a predicted model, not a curated record. Lineage: Eukaryota; Metazoa; Chordata; Mammalia; Pholidota; Manidae. The coding region runs from base 127 to 504 and encodes 125 amino acids.
UGAAAGUUUCCAGGAAUUAAGUCCAGUUUCGUUUCAAUACAGGGUAGGUGAAAAUGGUGAUCCCAAAGCCUUCUUAAUAGAGAUUUCCGGACAGAAACAUAUCCCCAGACACCUCCAGUUAUAUCUAUGAAUGCUUUUUUUAACACCACCAUAUCAUCAGCUGUAAAGCAGAGUAUAUUAGCCAAGUUACAGGAGGCAGUGGAAAUUAACCCUGGGACCGCCGUGACUUACACUUUGUUUGAAUAUGCCAAGGACAAUAAAGAGCAGUUCAUGGAGAAUCACCAUCCCAUUAAUUCCGUGACACCCAUAAGCAAUAUUGUCUCUGUUGAAACUCCUAAUAGAGCCCCAUCAAGUAAGAAAAAAGACAAGAAAGAACAACUUUCAAAAGCCCAGAAGCGUGAGCUGGCAGACAAAACAGAUCAUAAAGGAGAACUUCCUCGAGGAUGGAACUGGGUUGAUGUGGUAAAGCAUUUAAGCAAAACUGGCUCAAAAGAUGAUGAAUAGUGCUUGGAGUUUGAGACAAGGCGAGAACAUCCUUCAAAAAGUAACCUGGUUCAAAGUCUCUCAUUACUUUCUUCUAUUGAGGUGGCUUUUUAUAAAACAGAAUUUUUUUGUAUGUUUCUUACAUAAAAAAUGUUUGAAGCUGAAAGUUCAUUAAGACAUCUGGUCGUAUUAAAUUAUUUUUACAAACUUGCCUUAAUAAAAGGUGAGAAUGUUACUGUUCAGUACACUUUAUGAAGCAGUUGAACUUUGUAAAUGGACAAACAUUGAGAAUAAUAAAUAAUCAGUGUUAAUUAAAAA